AUGUCAUUUCUGUGCGGGUGCUAUAGUGAACUUGAACACGGAGCGAAGAUAUAUAAUGGGUCAUGGGUACAGUGGUUUCUCGUUAUCUCCUCCUGCACACGCACUUCACAUAAUGCCACCAAUCCAACGGACGCUAUUCUUGCUGCCACCAGACCCGAACAAGGCGACGGGAAUCCGUUUAAUUAUACACCCACCGGUUGGAUAUGUAUUUUAUUCAUAGUGCUAUUCUCUUUGACUACAGUAUUCCACAUUAUACAGGCAUUCCGACUUAAAGUCUGGUACAUGCUCCCAACCCUAGCUUUAUGCGGUCUAGCCGAAAUCAUCGGCUGGGGCGGUCGCUUUUGGGGACACAAGAACCCGUAUAAUAGAAACCCAUUCUUGAUUCAAAUAUGCACAACAAUUAUGGCACCUUCAUUUAUGACAGCUGCCAUGUUCCUAAUCUUGCCUAGAAUCGUCGGCGAGCUCGGUCAGCACUAUAGUCGGAUGUCUCCGCGACUUUAUCCAAUCAUAUUCUUGACCGCAGAUGUGGGUGCGCUUGUAUUGCAGGCAGUUGGUGGCGGCGUUGCGUCAUCUGCAAUCACCUUGGAUGGUGCGAACAGGGGCGGCAACAUUAUGCUUUCCGGGAUUGUUAUUCAAUUAGCUGCAGUAGCAUUGUUCGACUUGCUUUCUAUCGAAUUUGUUGUUCGGUACACAUUCGGUCGCCCAACCCGGAUGCUUCCCGAAAAACACGAGAAGAAACGACAAAUCCCGGAAAGGGUCGGGUUGAUGCUUGUGGGCCUUGCUAUCGCCAGUGUGUUUAUUUUAGUUCGCAGUAUCUAUCGAACUAUCGAACUAACUGACGGAUGGAAUGGGCGUGUUAUUUCAACGGAAAAAUGGUUCAAUUGGUUUGAUGGUGGUGCUAUUGUGGUAGCAAUGGUGACUUUCAACGUGUUCCAUCCCGGGCUUCUCAUCAAGAACUAUGGGAAUAACUUAUUAAACUUGAACCAAACCCCAACAAAUGACUCUUUGGAUCAAAAGCCGUCUGCUCAAGUAUGA
Rhizoctonia solani is the source of this 1035-nucleotide messenger RNA. Its product is annotated as RTA1-like protein. The coding region runs from base 1 to 1035 and encodes 344 amino acids. NCBI's taxonomy places the organism in Eukaryota, Fungi, Basidiomycota, Agaricomycetes, Cantharellales, Ceratobasidiaceae. The record is from RefSeq and is a predicted model, not a curated record. The transcript has 8 exons. Gene Ontology annotation, cellular component: plasma membrane; fungal-type vacuole.